ACGCCAUUAUAAUCAAGAUCUACUAACAUUUAAGUGAUGAGUUCAAGUACAUUAAUACCGACUGCAGAAUACUCGGCACCAGAUUUAAAGGAAACUCAUAAAUUUGAUGUUGGUAAUGGAGAUCAUUCUACUGAUGGACAAACAACACAAAUUUCAGAUAUUGUUAUAAAUGCCGGAGGUGAAGAUCGUGAUAAACCAAGUGAAGCUAAAGAUACUCCAUUGGGACAUUUGAGAGCAAAAUUGACUACUUUACAGGAUCAAGUGAAUGUGUUUUUAACUGAAAGAAUGAAGCAAGAUAAAAGUAAGAAUGCUCAAAAGGAAGAAGAAGAUAUAGAAAGACGUAUUCUUGAUGAUGGUGUUGAUGAAGAUGAUAGUGAUUAGCUAUUCUUACCAUUAUUGAUAGAAUGCUUUGAUUUCUCUAGUCAACUUUAACUACUGGGUUUUUUGUUGAUUUACUCGUCAUUUAUUAUGAGUUAUGAUAUAUG
Scheffersomyces amazonensis is the source of this 485-nucleotide messenger RNA. Its product is annotated as chromatin DNA-binding EKC/KEOPS complex subunit. The record is from RefSeq and is a predicted model, not a curated record. The transcript has a single exon. The coding region runs from base 37 to 381 and encodes 114 amino acids. NCBI's taxonomy places the organism in Eukaryota, Fungi, Ascomycota, Pichiomycetes, Serinales, Debaryomycetaceae.